GAAAACGUGUUUGCAAAUUUAAUAGAACUUUAGUAGUUUUCCAUCGAUAAAAUGUUUAAUUUAUUUGCAUUUUUUAGUUUUGUAUCAAAGUUACUGCGAUAUCUCGUGGAUCCUGUACUUGUUAUAAUUUUCUGCAGAUCCAAGGGAGCAGUUCCUCCGGCAGAAAAUGAUGUUCUCACAAUGAGCAUUGAUGAGUUGACCAAUAAAAUUAAGUCACAAGAGAUAAAAUGUCUGGAUGUCGUUCAAAACUACAUCAACCGUGCAAAAUCAGUGAAUCCCAAAAUCAAUGCAAUUGCAGAGGAAAGAUUUGAAGAAGCCCUCAAAGAAGCCAAAGCCGUUGAUUUGUUAUGUGAAACUGGAAAUGGCGAAGAGCUUCGUAAAAUUAUGCCGUUACUCGGUGUCCCGUUCUGCUUUAAACAAGUCAUUAAUGUCAAAGGGAUGUCGCGGCAUUUUGGAAGUCUCUGCGGUGACUCGGAUAAAAUGGAAUCCGAUAGUGAAGUGAUGAGAUUAUUGAAAGAAGCAGGAGCAAUUUGCAUUAUGACAGGCAAUACGCCGGAGAAAUCCAUCGGAUGGGAAACUUACAACUUCGUUAUUGGUCGAACACGAAAUCCGCAUGACUUUUCAAAGACUUGCGGAGGAUCAUCGGGUGGCGAUGGAGCGUUGGUUGGAUCAAAUAGUGCCGUUUUUGGCGUUGGAACGGAUUUUGCGGGUUCUAUAAGACUUCCGGGGCAUUUUUGUGGCAUUUACGGACAUAAACCGAGUCCCGGAUUGAUCUCCAUUGAAGGAAUUAACCCCAGAUUUUACUUCCCGCUGUUUGAAAAAAUAUCCGUCAUUGGUCCUCUUGCUAAAACUGCAGAUGAUUUAACACUUUUAGUAAAAAUUAUGGCUGGAAACAACAGAAAUCAAUUAGAAACGAACGUCAAUUUAGACGAAAUUCGUGUUUUUUACAUGUUAGGACUCGAAUCUCGUUGGUCCAUUACUCGCACAGACUCGCAUGUGAAGGAAAAAAUAUUAAAAAUUGCGAAACAUUUCGAAAGUAAAAGUUCAAAAGUUGCUGAAUUCGACACAAAAGAGUAUUAUUACCUGCCAGAAGUCACAAACAUGGGUGUCAACGGCAUUUGUCAAUUCCCGCAUUUCCUAAAUAAAAAGAGCACAAACAACAAUAACGUUGAAAAAGCUGAAGAUCAACACGCAUCCUUCUUAAAAGAAUUUUGGAAAUCAGUUUUUGGCUGUUCCAAAUACACUUUUGGCCUGAUAUGGUUCCAGAUGAUUUGUCAAGUGAAGGGAUUUAUAACACCGGGGUCAGAAAAUCACUGGAUUGAAGAAAUGGAAAGACUUAAAAAGUUAUUUAUUAAUCAAAUGUCAUCUGAUGGUGUCCUGAUAUUACCAAGUUAUCCAACGUCAGCUGUAACUCACUAUAGUACUCUAUUACGAGCAAUUGACUCGACUUAUUUGACAAUUGCCAACACUUUUCACUUGCCAUGUACUCAGGUUCCCGUGGGAAAAGACAAAAAUGGACUGCCUUAUGGGGUUCAAGUGAUUGCUGGACCAAAUAAUGAUGCACUUUGUUUGGCAGUUGCGAAGGAAAUUGAGAAUUUUGUGAAAAAUCUUUAAGAAAAGUAUUUUUAUCAGUCAAAAGUAUUUUUACCCGAAGUUUUUUAAGCCCAAAAUCUUCAAAAAAUUUUAAAGUUAAAUAAUUUUUUUCCAUAAAAG
This is a messenger RNA of Culicoides brevitarsis, 1713 nucleotides long. RefSeq names its product fatty-acid amide hydrolase 2-like. Gene Ontology annotation, cellular component: endomembrane system. The record is from RefSeq and is a predicted model, not a curated record. The transcript has 4 exons. The coding region runs from base 52 to 1614 and encodes 520 amino acids. Lineage: Eukaryota; Metazoa; Arthropoda; Insecta; Diptera; Ceratopogonidae.